Molecule: messenger RNA, 218 nt
Organism: Entrophospora candida
Lineage: Eukaryota; Fungi; Glomeromycota; Glomeromycetes; Entrophosporales; Entrophosporaceae
Source: the annotation of a GenBank genome assembly
AAUUAGUUUUAUUGAAUUCUCAUUCAAAGAGUGACGAGUUCAGAGAUAGAUUUAAUCAAAACAUGGAUAGAAAAUUUUCGCUUGAAAGUAAAAUUAAUAAAAGAAAUACGAAUUCAAGUGGAAUUGAUGUGAAAAGCUUGGCACAUUACAUAAUUAAUCCUAAAGAUUUACGAGAAGAUUAUCCAACAUGGCAUUACUUUUAUCUUUGCACAUUGAUA